This is a messenger RNA of Amoebophrya sp. A25, 2665 nucleotides long. The record is from the annotation of a GenBank genome assembly. NCBI's taxonomy places the organism in Eukaryota, Dinophyceae, Syndiniales, Amoebophryaceae.
AUGUUCAUGGCACGCGGACAGCAUCUUGUGCGGCAACAGCAGCUUCUGGUCGAUCUCCGCAGCAGCAUGAAGAUGCUCCGACUACCUCUUGGUCUACGGAGUCGCAUUUUGUCGUUUUUCACUUAUCAUUAUGGCAGUUAUCUUCAAGCUCAGUGAAGAUGGACUUAGAACAGUAUCAUUCUCCUUCCCCACACCAACCAACAACAAAUCCCUAACCAGUGAAGCUGAAGUGUUGUAUCCCGAAAAAGAGGAGCAGGCGUACUCCUGAAAAUCACUAUUGAUUCAGCACGAAGAAAAAAGGUGUCAGAUGUUUCUCUUUGUGAGGAUACCUACGUUCAUUACCAUUCGCUAAGAUUAGCGUGUUCACCGCAACCAGGAUUUUUUAGGCGUUUUGAACAGUAGUGGAGGCCAGAGUCGACAAUUGAGGUGGCAGCUGGCUUUGACCUUGUACAAAGACCUGCUCGAUCCGGACGUGGUCGGUGGAUUCUGCCUGCCCACAGCUAGUUUUGCGGCACUGAAGGCCAUUGUUUUGGCUCUCGUGGAUGAAGUGUGUCUACCGGGAGAUUAUAUUUGCAAGGAGGUAAGUAAGAGAAGUACUUCUUUUUCAUAGACUUAAUAUUAAAUAUUUGCUGUUCCUGGUACUGGUUCAUUCAACAAUGUCAAUGAAAUGGUGCUUACGACGAGUACAUAGAUUUGAAGACUUUCUUGCUUUUGCUUUUGCUGUUCCUGGUUCAUUCAACAUUGUCAAUGAAAUGGUGCUUAUGAGUGCAUGGAUUUGACGACUUUCUUCUUCUUCUUCUUCUUCCUCUAAAACUUCUUCUUCUUCUUGUUCUUCUUCUUUUCUAUUUUUUAAGCAAAGCUGAGGAUUGAACGCGCAGCAAAUUCUACUCCUUUCAGGGCGACGAAGGUACCGGCAUGUACUUCCUUCUCAAAGGCGAAUUGGUUGUCAGCACCCGUGGCGAAACUUUAGCAGUUCUACGGAAGGGGCAGUUCUUUGGAGAUCUGUCACUCCUUUUAAGGCUUGUUCCCUAACCCGGUUCUGCUUAAAAGAUGAACGAGGCCGCUUUUCCUUCCUAGGAGCGACGAGGCUUUUCUUUCAAGGGGAAAACAAAGGGUCCUCCCAGGAAGGACGCCCUUCGAGAUGGAUAAUUUGACUGAGUUCAUUCUUUCACAAUCUAAUUCUUACAGGCCUAAAACGAACAGCUAGCGUUAGGGCUAACACUUUCUGUACUCUAGCGUUCUUGAGUAAGGCAGCGAUGGCGCCGAUCCUACAGAAGUACCCGGACCAAAUGGAGCUCAUGGCGAACGUUUUCCGCAAGACGAUCAUCAAUAUGAAUAAAGGUAUUUGUUACAACACUUCAUCAGUAUUCUGUAUUGAAUACACUUCAUCAAGCUCUUUAAUUGUGGAACAAAAUUUCUUCAUCAAUAUGAACAAAAGGUAUUUAUGAACAAAAUUUCUUCAUCUUUUUUUCCGGUAAACUCACGACAACAAGGCAUUUACUAGAUGACGACUUACAGAAGUAUUUUUAGCAUAAUCAUGACCAUGAAUAAGUCUCUAUGAUCCAUCUCCGAUGAACCAAAUUUUCCCACGACUCUUCCCCCACCACCCAGGUCCAUCAUGGCGCGACUCUUCCAUGCGAGAGCACAUGAAGAACGAACUGGAGGAACGCAAGCAUUUCAUCGAUCCCGGAGAAGUCGGUAGCAAGGAAAAGUGGGUAGAGAGGGAAUUGUGGCACCGAUGUGAGAAUGCGGACUCGUCUGUGUUUAAGGUUCGUCACUGUAUUAAUCGGCGUUUCUAGUUGUACUUACAGGACGACAACGAGUGCAUUUAUUUUCUAGCUCUACUUGUACUUAUUUUCUUCUUCUGCACCACCACCAGUACGACUGACACUGAGAAAAAGAGAGCGAACCUGAGUAGAAGUGGUAUCAUGAUCAACUAGACGUGUGCUCUGGGGCUCGGGGAUUACUUAUGCUAAGGGCCACAUGCUGGCGGGGCUCUUUAUCGUGUGGUGAGAUGACGCUCACCGGGGGGUGGCGUCGGCAUCUUGAUCCCUCUGCAGCCCUGACUAGGGUGUGCAGUGCCGUCCAUGGAGUCGCUGCCAUGCCCCUUCGGCCCUUGUUGGUCUGGCUUCGGCCCUUGUUGGUUCUAGUUUCCGAUGUUUGAAGGUAAAGGCUCUAAUGUGGCCGGAUUUCAUGAUCAACUAGACGGGACGCGAGGAACGGGCACUAGCGCAAGCCGUAGUCAAUCGCAUUCGUACUCUACCACUUCUUCCCAGCGAUCUGGGGACUCCUACAUGUCUGCCGGCAAUGCUUCAGCUUUUGUUAUGGCUUGCCUUAUAAUGCGAAUCCUUAUUUAUCCAUUUUCAGAGGCAGACUACCUGAACAUGAGUUCUCAACCACCCUCCUCUGGAGAGGCUUCGCUUUUCUAGGGGAGUAAAAGGGUUCUCUAGAAUGUAUGUUCUAGGGGACAAUCCGCUUGUUUAAAAUGUGUUGCUGAGUGCUUCCGGCAUUUUUGGUAUAGCCUGAAUUUGAUCACAAGGGAAAACAAGAAGAGAACCCUUAUGAUCGAAUUCAGGCUAUACCAAAAAUACCGGAAGCAUACAGUUGCUCAGGGCGGGCUCUAAUUUUGCACGUACUCUAUUGGAGGAAAAAGAGAGGAAAGAAA